This is a messenger RNA of Maudiozyma saulgeensis, 2016 nucleotides long. Lineage: Eukaryota; Fungi; Ascomycota; Saccharomycetes; Saccharomycetales; Saccharomycetaceae. The record is from the annotation of a GenBank genome assembly.
AUGUUCGCGACUGCCGGGAAACGUCUUUUGAAACCAAAAGUUUUCUUAGGCGUGUCUUCCAUUACAAUACUUGGUGGUUCUAUUUUAUAUUUUAAUGCAAAGACUAAAAAAUCUCCUUUGGCAGAUUAUACUAAUUUAAGUCCCGUAAAGACUCUAGAAUCUGUAGCUGUGAAAGAAGUUUCAACUCCAAGUCGUGAAACUUUGUUAGAUAAAUUAUCUUCAACUCCGCAAUUUGAUGUAUUAAUUAUUGGUGGUGGUGCAACAGGUACAGGUUGUGCUGUUGAUGCAGCAACAAGAGGUUUAAAUGUCGCAUUAGUUGAAAAAGCGGAUUUUGCUUCAGGUACAUCUUCUAAAUCUACUAAGAUGGCUCAUGGUGGUGUUCGUUAUUUAGAGAAAGCUUUCUUAGAAUUUUCAAAAGAUCAAUUAGAUUUAGUUGUCGAGGCUUUAAAUGAGAGAGCUCAUUUAAUUAAUACAGCUCCACAUUUAUGCAAAAUUUUACCUAUCUUGAUUCCAGUUUAUACAUAUUGGCAAAUUCCAUAUUUUUAUGCUGGCUGUAAAUUUUAUGACCUUUUCGCAGGUUCACAAAAUUUGAAAAGUUCUUAUCUUUUAUCAAAAUCAAGUGCAGCAGAAUUAGCACCAAUGCUAGAUUCAUCAAAAUUAACCGCAGGACUUGUUUAUCAUGAUGGUUCAUUUAAUGAUUCACGUUUGAAUUCAACUUUAGCAAUUACAGCCAUAUCAAAAGGCGCUACUGUAUUAAAUUAUAUGCAAGUUCAACAAUUAAUUAAAGAUGAAAAAGAUAUUGUUAAAGGUGCUAUAGUUAAAGAUGUUGAAACUAAUAAAAUUUAUGAAGUUAUGGCUAAGACUACUGUUAAUGCAACAGGACCUUAUAGUGAUCAUAUUUUACAAAUGGAUAAUAAUAAAAAUGGUUUACCGGAUAUCGAUUCAUCAAAUUAUCAUUCAGAUGAUAUCACUCAACAAAUUGCUGUUAAAAAUCCGAAGAUGGUUGUUCCAUCAUCUGGUGUUCAUAUCAUUUUGCCAAGUUUUUAUUGUCCAAAAAAUGUGGGUUUAUUAGAUGUAAGAACUUCUGACGGUAGAGUAAUGUUUUUCUUACCUUGGCAAGGAAAAGUUUUGGCAGGAACAACUGAUAUACCUUUAAAACAAGUACCAGAGACUCCAACUGCCACUGAAGCAGAUAUUCAAGAUAUCUUAAAAGAAUUACAACAUUAUAUUAAAUUUCCUGUAAAGAGAGAUGAUGUCUUAAGUGCUUGGGCUGGUAUUAGACCUUUAGUGAAAGAUCCAAGAAUCAUUGAAAAUGAAGGAGGUAAAACUGAAGGUUUAGUUAGAUCUCAUUUCAUAUUCACUUCACCUUCUAAUUUAAUUACUAUUGCAGGUGGGAAAUGGACUACUUAUAGAGAGAUGGCAGAAGAAACAGUUAAUGAGGUUGUAAAAGUUGGAAAUUUUAAAGAUAUUAACCCUUGUUCAACAAGAAAAUUGAAACUAAUUGGUGCAGAACAUUGGAAUCCAAAUUUAGAAGCGUUAUUAGCACAAAAAUAUAAUUUAUCUUCAAAGAUGGCUCAACAUUUAGCUGAUAAUUAUGGUACAAGAGCUCCUUUAAUUUGUGAAUCCUUUAAACAAAAUAAUAUUAAUCAAUUGCCUGUCACUUUAGCGACAAAUUUCCAAAUUUUAAGUGAAAAGGCCCCUUCAAGUAAUUCAAAUGAAGUUGAUACUGUUGCUGAUAUUCAUAUCAUUGAAAAUAAUGAAAUUAAUCCAUUUGAUUCCUUCCGUUAUCCUUUCACUAUUGGGGAAUUGAAAUAUUCUAUUCAACAUGAAUACACAAGAACAGCUUUGGAUUUCUUACUAAGAAGAACAAGAUUUGCAUUCCUUGAUGCAAGACAAGCAUUGAAUGCCGUAGAUGGUACAGUCAAAAUUAUGGGAGAUGAACUUAAGUGGGAUGAUAAGAGAAGGUCUAAAGAAAUAGAAGACACUAAACGUUACAUAAAAACUUUUGGUGUUUAA